This is a messenger RNA of Trichosurus vulpecula (common brushtail), 1574 nucleotides long. It is a transcript of the gene FAM3A, whose product is annotated as FAM3 metabolism regulating signaling molecule A. The coding region runs from base 85 to 852 and encodes 255 amino acids. The record is from RefSeq and is a predicted model, not a curated record. NCBI's taxonomy places the organism in Eukaryota, Metazoa, Chordata, Mammalia, Diprotodontia, Phalangeridae. The transcript is spliced from 10 exons.
CACACACACACACACACACACACAAAACACACACACUCACACGCUCUCUGACACACGCACGCGCACUCACCCACCCCCGGAGCCAUGAGGGUGGCAGGCCCCCUGCGCAUCGUGGUGCUGAUCCUUACUGCUGGCCUCACCUGGAUCAUGGGCAGCAUUCUCCUAGGGACACACGGCAGCGGCUUCUCUCGGCUACAGCAGCUCUUCAGUAGUCCUGAGAAUGCAGUGACCACAGUAGCAGAAAGGGCCUUCUCCCUGUGGUCUGUCCAGCCCAGCCCUGAGGCCAGCCGCCCCGCCAGGCAUGACAAGCCCCGGGCCAGGAAGUAUAAGUGUGGCCUGCCCCAGCCAUGUCCUGAACAGCACCUGGCCUUCCGUGUGGUCAGUGGGGCCGCCAAUGUCAUCGGACCCAAGAUCUGCCUCGAGGAUAAGAUGCUAAUGAGCAGUGUAAAGGACAAUGUCGGACGUGGGCUGAACAUUGCCCUGGUGAAUGGAGUGAAUGGGGAACUCCUUGAGGCCAGAUCCUUUGACAUGUGGGCCGGAGAUGUCAAUGAUUUGCUGAAGUUCAUCCGGCCGCUCCAUGAAGGGACACUGGUGUUUGUGGCUUCCUAUGAUGACCCAGCCACCAAGAUGAAUGAUGAAACCAGGAAAAUCUUUAGUGAGCUGGGCAGCACAAAUGCUAAGGAACUGGCCUUCCGGGACAGCUGGGUGUUUGUUGGUGCCAAAGGAGUUCAGGACAAGAGCCCCUUUGAGCAGCACGUGAAGAACAGCAAGAACACCAACAAGUAUGAGGGCUGGCCAGAGGCACUGGAGCUCGAAGGCUGCAUCCCUCAACGGACAGUAGGCACCCAGUGACUGUUGUGCCGCCUCUCUCUCCUCCCUCCUUACCUCACAGCAGGCCUGGCCUGGUGAGUUGCCCAGGUGGGCAGUCUGUUCAGGCCCUUCCUGGAUUGAAUGCCCCCUGGAGAAAGCCACCUGAAUGAAGGGAGAGAGGCUGGCACUGAGAUGGGAGUGGAGGCCCACCUGGUACCUGCUCCCCUGAGCCGGCGCAGAGUUCUCAGGCCCCUUCCCCGAGUGCCUUACUCCUUCCAGGAAUCCUUUCUUGCACUUUUUCCGGAUCACUCCAGCUCUCUUGGAAACUGAAUGUAACAGGUAGUGGGAUAGUUAGGCCCCAGUGGGAGGAGACUCUUCCUUUAGUCAGUCACACCCCACCACACACACACCCCAUGUACACAUACACAAUGGUGUAGCCAAGUCGGGCUCCCUAGUGUAUCCAAGCUCUCUCUUCUCCCCAACUCAUCUCCUUCAUGCCUUUGGCUUUUGCUUUGGGUCUGCUGACAGUCUUCUUGCCCACUCUGCCCUGCUUCCCAGAGGUCAUUGCUUCCUUACAGGUAGGACUCUGCUACCUGGUCUAACAGGGUCUGAGAGUAAUGGCAUGACUUUGGGGUGGACAUGAGCUCUGUUCCACUUCCACAUCUCCUGGUCCUAUCACUUCCUCUUAGAUACAGAAUUAAGGAUAUAUGCAAUUCUUCAUAGUUAAUUCAGAAUUACCUUUAAUAAAUUGAAUUCCUAGUUGA